AUGGAAUUCCGCAGUGCCUUGGGACAGGACCAGCGUUUGGCUUUCAGCAGAGCUAUAGAGACGAUCAAGAAAGUUUGGAGCAAUAUUAAGAUGAACCCGGCCAGCUCAGGCAUCACCGUCCUGCCAGACCUCUCGCCGAACGACAUCAACGUCAACACCGCCGUCCUUCACCUCCUCCCCACCCAACCGUCCAUCAGCCACCUGGUGACCACGUUCCUCAUCCAGCUGCAGAACAACUGCAUCGACACGGCGGCGCAGGUCACCAGGGAGAGGCAACGAAGAGGUGAAACCCUCCUCCGUGCUGGCCAUAACCAAGAGCGAUCUGGUGACCAUGGCGCUUACCAACUUGCAGUACGAGAUCGACGAAGACGGCACCAAGAGGACCCUUACUUCGACUUCCAGAUGCUCCAGCGGCAAGUGGUUCAUCGUUUCAUCAGCGGAAAGCCCCUUAUCAAGGCUCAGACGGCUCCAUCCGUUGCCCUCAACAACGUGAGGACCCUCCAGGCCACCAAGAUGAAAGUCAGGGAUCAAGUGCCGCAGGAGCCUCUCAGCAUCAACCAGCAGAAGCGCAUCAUGGAAGAAGCCCGCUCGGUCAACGCCCUCUCCAAGACCUUGGCCACCCUGAAGGUGGCUGCCGAAUUUCUGGCUGUGACAGGUGGGCACCCGGAGUGCCCGCUGCCCGAAUACGUCCGGCAGGAGCUGAAGAUGGACGCCGCCGCGAAACAAUUCCAGGACCUGCCGGUGGUGCCCAACGCCCGGCUGAAGCACAUCCUGGCGCUGUGGCAGGUCCUGGCGGCUCGCAGGUCCAUGCUGUUGGUACAGAUGAACCAGGAUCCGUUCUGCCUGGUACCCAAGGAGUUCCAAGGGCAGCUGGAGGCAAGCGAGGCGAAAGCCUUGGCCUCCGCGUUGUCCAACACCAACCUCGACCUCUUCCUCAUUGAGCUGCACGAGAUGAUCGCGGUGGCGCUGUCCGGAUAUCAACCCGAACAUGAGCUGAAGGACGCCUUUAUGUUCUUCCUGGAAGUCAAAGAAUUCCCCACCACGACCGUGGACACUCUCACGGAUGCCCUGGACCCCGGCAUUCCUGUCGGGAAGAUCCUUUCCGUCUGGAGGACGGCUGCGAAGACCAGUCAAAUCAACGUUCCCGCGUACGGCCAGGAGAGGCCAGCCAAGGCAGCCGUUAGCCCCGCUUCUCGCAACGACCCUGCUGGUGGCUUGUCCCCGUUGGGCGCAGAGGAACCGUCUACCCCAAUCCCAGCUCCGGGCUCAACGCACCAGUUGCCUGUGGGCUGCUGGGAGCAGCUCCGGCCUCCGAUCCCAAGCGUCCCUGUCCCUCCAACCGUACCGAGCCGCAGCAAGAACUUGGGAGACCGUUCCCACAGACGCAUCCCCAGUGGGAUCCGAGGAGCUGGAAGCCCCUCUACCACCCUGAUGUUGGUUGGAGAGUGGUUCCGUGUCCCCUCCGUGCCCAUCAGCGGUGGCCUCUUGUCCCGCCUCAUUCCUUCCUCUCCCUUCCGGCAUCAUUAAAUGCUCAAGGACC
Aquila chrysaetos chrysaetos is the source of this 1540-nucleotide messenger RNA. Its product is annotated as E3 ubiquitin-protein ligase RNF213-like. Bases 1 to 1527 code for a protein of 508 amino acids. The transcript is spliced from 9 exons. Gene Ontology annotation, molecular function: ATP hydrolysis activity; ubiquitin-protein transferase activity. The record is from RefSeq and is a predicted model, not a curated record. NCBI's taxonomy places the organism in Eukaryota, Metazoa, Chordata, Aves, Accipitriformes, Accipitridae.